UUUAGUGCUAUUCAGACCUUGGGCAUGUGUGGAUUACCAAUGAAGCAGCAUAUUUCGCCCGUGUGUUGGUGACUGGAUUUAUCAAUAAAUUUUCGUACGAGAGAGAUGACUGCAUAAUUUUCACUCCUCAGUUCUCGUCAUCAAUGGCUGAUGCAGUACUAGCUGAUUAUUCGUGAAUUUGCGUCCGAUUACGUUCACUUUACGUCUAGCGGUGUACUAAUUUUUUUUUUGCAAAUCUACAUAUGUUGUUUACGAACUAGUGAAUGUUUAAUCACAUUCAAUAAUUGGUUUCAAAUUACCGGAGUCCCGACAGACCUCGUAGUGCAAUAAUAGCAUAACGUUAUAAUACCAGAGUACGAUUAUAACAUUAAUUCUCAUUAUUUUAACAAAUCGUCAGGGAGUACACGUAGGUGAAUUUUAAAGGUUUAUUCCUCUACUACUAUCCAGUCACAUCUGCAUUAAUUCAUGUUGCAUCAAUUUUUUAAGAUUUUAUUUUUACUGUUUAUUAUUGUUUAAAUUAGACUACCAUAAAUUAUUGUUCAAUAUAUAACAUAUAAAAUAUAUACAUAUUUGAGUACGCGGCAUUUAGCUCAAUUCUUGAUGUCAUCAUUCUCGAUCAGUUCCGGUCGCCACACGUUGUAUGGUACCAAAGAUAACUUGGUGGACCAAGACUUUAAUUGGCAUUGUCAUAGUAACUUUAACAACUAUCAAAAGAAGUGCAAUAACAUGUCGCAGUGCGACGUUACAGAAGCUGGUGUCCCGCUCAACUCUCCUGCUUUUCUUUCUUGGCGUAAACUUCAAUUAAGUAGAGCUAAGCUCAAGGCGUCUAGCAAAACAUCGGCACUUUUAUCAGGUUUUGCUAUGGUGGCAAUGGUAGAAAUGCAAAUUGAACCCAAUUCUAAAAUACCAAAAGGAAUGCUCAUAGCAUUUGCUGUGUGCACCACUCUAUUAGUUGCUGUUCACAUGUUGGCUCUAAUGAUAAGUACAUGUAUUUUACCAAACAUUGAGGCCAUAUGUAAUCUUCAUUCGGUAAGUCUCGUACAUGAAGCUCCACAUGAACGUCUACAUUGGUACAUAGAAACUGCAUGGGCAUUUUCAACACUUCUUGGUCUUCUGUUGUUCCUAGCAGAAAUUGCCAUAUUAUGUUGGAUCAAAUUUUAUGAUGUAUAUGAAUGUGCUGCAUGGUCUGCUAUUAUUAUUUUGAUCCCUGUUCUAGUGAUAUUUUUAGCAUUUGCUAUACACUUCUACCAAUCUAUGGUAGCCCAUAAAUAUGAAGUGACUGUAAGUGGUAUUAGACAAUUAGAACUUCUAAAAGAACAAAUUGAAGCUGGAGACAUGGAACGCACAAAUGGAUUGUUAUUGAAUGCACCUAGCACACAGAUUGUUUAACAGUACCAUUAAAUGAAUCAAAAUUCUUUAGUAACAAUUCAGUUCUAAAAAUACAAUUUAUAAUAUUAUAAUGGUGCUUUAUUAAACAAAAUUUUUAAAAAUGUUCACAUGAUGAGUUAAUAUAUUUGACUUAUUAUCUUGACUGUUGAUCUAUACAUUUUUUUUUAUAUACUAUUUGCCAUAUAUCUUACCUAUUCUAUAAAUUAAUUUUAUUAUUAUAAAGAUUUAAUGAAUAUAAGCUACUCAUAGUACAUAUUAUAUUUAAUAUUAUUUUUCAUUACCCAGCUCAACAUUUUCCUAGACUAAUUAUAAAUUUUUAAGUUAAAUUGUAAAUAUUUUAUACUGUAAAAUAUUUUAUAUUGUCAAUCUACAAAUUAAACAUUAUUUAGUAAUUAUAUUAUUAUUUAAAACAUAAAAAUCAAGAAUCUUAUAAUCAUAUAUUAUUCACUAAAAGGCUAUCCUUGGGUAUUACUUAUACUAUAUUAUGUUAUUUUUUUUUAGAACUAUUCAGCUUGAAUUAGUAUUUUUAAUUGUAACAUAAUAUAUUAGGUAAAGUAUAUUUUUAGUUUAUAUUUUUAUUCAACUUAUAAUAAUUGUUUUAUAUUAUUAUUGUUAUUAUUAUAA
Melanaphis sacchari is the source of this 2013-nucleotide messenger RNA. RefSeq names its product calcium release-activated calcium channel protein 1 (gene Orai). Gene Ontology annotation, molecular function: store-operated calcium channel activity. Gene Ontology annotation, cellular component: membrane. The record is from RefSeq and is a predicted model, not a curated record. Lineage: Eukaryota; Metazoa; Arthropoda; Insecta; Hemiptera; Aphididae. Gene Ontology annotation, biological process: store-operated calcium entry.